GCGCCAGCGCCACCUUCUUGUCAUUUACCCUCCGCAGCCCGGCGGGGCGUCCUCAGACGGAGCCGCUCUGACAACCGGGAAACAUUUGAGCUGACUUCCCGACAAACAUCUGCGUCGACGCUCUCACCCUAGUAAAGCUUCCUGACUACUUUUGCCUACUUUCCAGCAGAAAUGUUUCACCUGAAGUCUGCUGUCUCUGCUCGGUGAAAGUUUGGACUCGUAGAGGAAAUUAAGGCUGCAAAUGGAGAGAGAAGACGUCCGGAUCAUUGACAUUUAAAACGGGAAUAUUUCCAGAAAGUGGUGGGAUGUCAAACCGUGACUCUCUGGGCUUCGGGGAGCUGAUUCCCCACGAUGUGGUUGAGAUCUUUGCUCAAGAGAAGCACAGUAUUAAAGGGAGGAAAAAACGCAGUCACUCCCUGGGCCGGGCCUUGGGCUGGCUGAAGGGCAAGAAAAGGAAGGAUCUCAGAGCUAAAGGACAGAACCCGGGUCUUGGUCCUGCGUUGGACUUGGCUUUGGAUGGACACGUGGCUGCGCAUUCUAGUGGAAACAAAGGUGGACACAAAUCAGGAAGAUCGUCCCAGACUCAAGGAAACAGCCAUGCUGCGUUAAAUCUGCAUGAGGAUGACAAGACCUCGCCUCCGCCCCUGCUUCAGGAGAACGUGUUCAUUGAAGGUAGCAGGCCCAAGUACCUGGAGGACCUUCACAGUGAGGCCUUGGAAGGCUUGAAAAUGAUGCGGCAGGAAGAAACCAACACUGGAGUAGAUUUCCAAGAUAAUGAAAGCACAAUUUCGAUGAUGACGGUCCAGACAGACGGAGAGGGUGGGGGGUUUACGUCUGACAGCACCAUUCCAGACGCGGCCUCUGUGAAGUCGUCUGUGUCUUUGAGGUCUUCCCGCUCUGGACUCACCAGGCAAGAGUCAACAUUCAGGCCAUUAAGCUCUGGGAAACCGUCGGAAAAAGGCAGGACAAGACGACGACGCAGGAAGACGACAGGCAUUCCUCAGCAUGUUCAACGAGAACUAGGAUUGGACAGGAUGCCUUCAAAAUUUGAGAGAGAAGAGGGAUUCAACGAUGAAUGUGACAGCGACCAUCAAGGACCCCUAAGUGUGGAGCAAAUGACGACCAAUGCUAGUCAUGUGGAUGACCUGGCGCUGCUGCAACGAUUGGGCCCUGACUUGUUGGACGGGCAGAGGCCUCAGUCAGUGGCUUUUCCCUCCAUGACCACUGCCAACAGUCUCCAGCAGGAGAUGCCCUCCCCUGUAAUGUUAAUUUCUCCGCAGGCUACUUACAUGUCCAAAAUUAUCCCAAAUGCUGUUUUGCCACCAUCUAUUGAGGUGGUGGAGAUCAGCCGUGGCCAAAGUCGCAACAGCCUCCGCACUGUCAGCAAGAGUAGCCUGCUUUUGUCUAGCCCUUCCCCAUCCCGCACCUCCUGUAGAACUACUUCUUCCAAAGCCUCCAAAGGCACCUAUUCCUCCCACCACAACCCUUACAACUUGUCAGACACCUCCUGUUGGAGCCACUCUGAGUCCUCAGAGACUUUGGUGUCUGACUCUUCAACCAUCUCCAGCGGCAAUGCCUCUAGAAAGGAUAAUUCUCACGACAAUGAGACUUCCUCUAAAGUCACCUUCAAUGGCAAUCUCAGAAACAAGGAAAAUGAAGGCAAGAGGGAUGGGCAUUUUCGCAGCCUUUCCAUCAUGAAGCCUAAAAGGGCCCCGCCUCCCCCAAGCCGUUCUUAUUCUCUGCACAACAAGAUGAAGCGGCGGUCACGGGAUUUAGCAGAAGCGGUGGACAUUUUAAAGGAGUCCUCUCCUCAAAGUGUCUCAGCUUCAACUGGGGGAAAUGAUGAACCCGAAGCUUCUCCUGUUACAACCAUGGACAGUCCUGGCUACAAUGGGGACACCAGCUCGCUGGAGGACUCCACAGGUUCUGUGUUAUUUAACUUGUCAAAAUUACAACAGGCAAGUGAUUCGUCCAAGGCGGGAAAGAUAAUUUCUUCUUCACAAGGAAAGAGAGAACCACUGCAAGAUUCUAGCAAAAUAAUCUCCCCUUCCAGUGGCUACUCAAGUCAAGACUGCACAUCCCCGCAACUUCAGCCUGUUAGCUCCUCGCCGAAGCACAAAAGAGGGAUCCUAGCAAAGCUUCAAAGGUUAUUUCCCAGUUCCUCAGCUCCAUCCCCCCUCUCACAGUCUGAAACCCAUGAAAACAGCAAAUCCAUGAAGGAUAAGAUGUCUCAACAAGACAACGUGGAAUCUGCAAGCGUCAGCCCCUCUGUGAGGACCUUGCGAGAACUUUUUGACAUCCCUCCACAUCCCAAAGUCCAUGCACCUCCAGCUCCGCCUCCAGAAGUCUGGGCUCAUAACAAACGCACCUUUGAAUUGCUCCUGGGACCCCCAGCUCCGGACAAUGUAUAUGCCAUUAUAAAAAAGAAUCCAAAAGACAGAAGGCAACAAAGGCCAUCUCCUUGUGUGUCUAUAUCUGUGUCUACCGAGGGCUCUGUGAGGAGUUUAGCAGGAGAAAGAAAAGGGAACAAUCAGACGGUGGGGGCUAUGGCUGGAAUUGCACAUGCGCUAGAGACACAGAAAGUUGAAGAAAGUGCACUUUUGAAUGCGAAUGAGGUUCACCAAAUAAGCAACGAAAGACUGACUCAGAAAGUUGAUUUAGAAGGGAAUGGGAACGUGAACGAGAAUGAUGAAAAUGUACGAGUAAAUGACAUACUGAACGGAAUGUUAGUGAAGGCUGUAGAGAAACGUGAAGAAAGGCUAGCGGCGAAGAGAGACAAAGACACAACGUCAUCCACACAAUCAUCAGAAGUGAAGACUAAAGUGGAUGUUGUACAUGCCAUUUCAUUAAUACGCUCAACUCCAUCCCCAUCUCCUCCUCCGGCACACCUUCCUCCUGAGCCUCCUGGCAGACAGGUCAACAAUGCUGUGUCCUAUGACUCUUCCUGGCCCCCACCACCUCCACCAAUAAUACAAGUGGUGAGUGUGCCUGAUGAGAGAGAUUUCCCCCUGCCACCUCCACCCUUAAUUAGUGAAGGAGGGUUAAUUGCGCCCCUGCCGGCAUCGCCACCCAAGUCAGUACCUGCUGCAAUGAUAAUUACAGAGCUUCACUCCUCCAGUACCACUCCAUCUGUUGUUGUGGUCACAGAGCCUGAACUGCAGGGGUCUGGAACGUCACAUGUGGUUGCACCUCCGCCUCCUUCAAGUAUACCACCUCCGCCAUCGUACACAGCCCCUCCUCCGCCAUCGUAUGCCGCCCCUCCUCCACCAGUUACGGUUGUAACCCUUCCGACGAUUACAGAGGUCAUCUCUCCUCCAUCCAAAGAUGUCUCUUCUCCAAAACCUAAAAAGGGUUCCCCGCCACCCUCUAGAGAGGUUACAGCUGUGAUAGCUAAAGCUCCCUUGGUUCAAAUGCUCCAUUCUGCUAUAACAAGAAACAUCUCUCCACCUUUAGUCAAGGCUAAAGAGGAUCCCUCUACUGAGGUUGCUGAAACAAUCUCUGUUCAGUGUUCUGAGGUGGUUGCUCCUGCAUAUUCUCAAGAGAGUUGUUCUCUGUCUCCUGAAGAGGAAACCCCGGUUUCCAAUCUCUAUCCACCGCAAAGUAUUCCUCCUCCACCACCCCCUAUUGAACCCCUAAAGUUACUCCAACGUUCAUUGGAAGCGAAAAUGGCCCUUCAACAUGAGACCAUCUCAUCUGAGUCUCAAAGUGAACAGAUUUCAUGUAAUACAAUUCUCACUUCGCCUCAAAGUGUUCCACCGCCACCUUCCUUGGAACCCCUCCCUGCAUUUAAAGCUGCACCCCCAAACACUGAUGAGGUCCCUGCCAAUGAAACCCUUCCUUCGCUUCAGAAUGAAGCUAUCAUCCCUUCUUCACCAGAGAAGCCUGAGGAACUCACUUGUUCUCCACCUAAUGGCAUUCCUGUGCCACCACCUCUUCCCAUGGGGGGGCUGGACUCUCUUUUGCACCCGACCAGUCCUGUAAGCACAGCGAAAAAAAGCCCUGAGCCCUCAUCUCCUGUACAAGAAGAAUCUCUCCGUGUGGUAACCCCUUCCCUUCUGCAGAUGGUCAAACUGCGGCCUGUAAAAAGCAGCCCUGAACCUCCCAUAGCAGAGGAGCCAGCGAAAGAUAAGGACUUUUUGACAAUUCAACAACUCAAUGACCAAGUCCAAACAACCCUGCCCAUCAGUGAGGCUCCUCAGAAGCCCAUUAGAAGAUCCUUAAUCAUACUGACACCUUCUCCUACAGCCACAUCUCCACCCGCCUCCCUACCAACUCCACCCCAGUCCCAGUCGGUUGCUGUUCCACCUGCACCCACGGUCCUCAAGUCUCCAGUAAUCACAAGCCCUCCCUCCAUGAACCUACAGGAGGCCAUACGUAUGAGGACAGCUGCCAGGUCAAAAGACAGCUCUGCGCCUCGCCUCAGCUUCCAAUUGCCUACAUCGCCAAAAGACGCCUGUCACUCUCCCACCAGCACGGCAAACUUUAUUUUUUCGAAGAACAACAAGAGAGUGGUGAUAGAGACCAAGCCACAGGGAGACAUUUCUACAACGGAGAUUAAUGAGACAGAGUUGAUAAAGAAAGUAAAGAGGCCACCACCUGUUGCAAAGAAACCUAAAACAAAGGCCAUGGAUGCAGAAGGCAGUGAUGCAGCACAACCAGAGAGCAUCAUGGAUUCAGCGGAAAAAAGGCAUGACUCAGCAACAGGUAUUGCUGAAGGAGAGACAUGAUCCUUCCACAAGAAGACGAGAUGGUUUCACUGCAAGUUGUGAGAUGACAAGAUGUCACUUUGAUGCAAAUGGUGUGGGUCUUUUUCUCCAGCGGACAUGUAACUUUGUAACUCAGUAUGUUUUCUUCGUUCUCAGCUUUACUGGUGCGAGAGAAAAGUACUGCCUCCUGCUCUUUGAAAUCGAUUGUACCGUAUGUCCUGCUGAAUCAAUGUGGGAUCAAAAUUCCAACAACGGGACUUAAGGGCGCUGAGCUGUAAAUAUAGCAUGUUGAUGUCAUUUACCAAAGACGUUUCCAAAAACAUGUGACAGAAAAUGAAUCUUAAGUUAUUUUUGCUGUUGAAAACAAAAGAGGGUCCCAACAGAUGUAAGUUGUGACUAAUAAAUCAAGUGUUUAUGCAUAGCUCUUAUAUUAAUGUGUGUUCUUUUCUCACAAAUUCACUGUCACCCUUUCAUUUAAGGUUGUGUUCAUGACCCAUAAUGUAAUCUGGGGUCAGUAAAUGACGAGUUAUACUGAAAUUCCUUUAGAACACAUUUUUUGCUGCUUUUGGCUCAAAUAGUGGGAUAUUUCUGCUUUGAACCCUAAUUCAGAGACUAAUGUAAUAAAUCAUGUAUAAAAAGGAAAGAAUAAAGAUUUAUGGACACUAA
Messenger RNA from Nerophis lumbriciformis (worm pipefish), 5372 nucleotides. RefSeq lists its product as uncharacterized. The record is from RefSeq and is a predicted model, not a curated record. NCBI's taxonomy places the organism in Eukaryota, Metazoa, Chordata, Actinopteri, Syngnathiformes, Syngnathidae. Gene Ontology annotation, biological process: cell differentiation.